ACAGAAAUUCGAAAACAAUCGAUGAAUCUAAUUAAAUAUUUUUUUUAGAUAUGUAUAUUGUUUUUUUGGAAUAUUUUAUGUAGACCGACUGUUGUUUAUUUUAUUAACAUCUCUAUUUUUUUGCAGACCAAUAAGACAUGCUUAGGUCGUGGAUCACUUGGACAAUAAUUUGUGGAAACAAUAGCAACCCGUUUCUACAAAUGUUUCCGUGGCCCGAGGGGAUCGGAAUGGGCAGUAGAGGUCUGAGGAAGAUGAGGAUUCGCUAUCAAUGUCCGCGCUGCCGCAAAAGCUACUCUACGAAGAGCGCCGUGACGGCCCAUUACAAGUACGACUGUGGCAAGCCGCCACGUUUCGAGUGCCCCUAUUGCGGCAUGCUUAGCAAAAAGAAGUUCAAUGUACAGGACCAUAUCAGGCACAAGCAUCCGUCGAAGCUGGUCAUCUGCAACACGCUAUUCUAGGACAAGUCGCGCGGCCACGCAUGGCACGCGCGAUUAAAGGCACCCAGUACGAAUGUCGAUUUAACGCGUGAUUCGUCCCGUGUGCCCACGCGUUUGCGUCUUUUUCGCUGACGAUAGUCACGAGACAAGCUGGGAUAAAUGUCUAUUCUACUGGAGCCUCAUUCCUAAGAGAAUAAUGUCUUUUUGUACCUGUUAGCGAUUAUUAAAUGUUACUUUCAUUUAUUAUAUAUGUAUUUUGAAUGUAAUGCAUGUCACAAGACAAGAAUUUGUAUUUUUAUCCCGAGUGUUCAAACGGAUUUGGGAAGAUUGAUUUCCGUUCUAAGUUCUAUAUUUCGUUAUUGUAUCAUUGUUUUUUGUUCCUUCAUUCAUCCAGUUCCGUAAAAAAGGUUUUAUAUUUGAAUAUUAUAUUACAUAUGUGUAUUAUAGAUGAAUAUUUGCUUAAAUCUCUAGGGGCGAGUGUUAUAAAUUUUUUUCACUUUAAAAUUAAAAUUCAGAAUAAAUUCGAAGUAAAAUCGGGAUUUGUGCAAAUUAGUUAUAUUUAAGAACUGAAGAUGGAAAUGUAUGUAGCAUUAAACACUGAUGUAUAGUACUUCUAUCAGUAAGACUACACGAUUCUUCACUUACUAAUAAUUUUUAAGCAAAAGCAGUAAAAAUAAAUUGUUUUUUUUUUUAAUGACAAAACGAUGUUGUCCCUAGAGAAUUAAUGUGAUAAUUAAUAGCACAACAGUUCGUAUUUUUAUUUUUUAAUGUGUUUCAGAUUUACGUAAUUUUGUAUUUAGAUAAAUAUACGAGAUAUUUUUGUGCAAGAUCGAAUCACGUUUAAUAAUAUAUAAGACGAAUUUUAUUAAUGAAAAUGAUUUCUUUCUUGGAGAAAACUUGAGUUGACUAUCAAUUCCCGAUAGCGACUUGAGUAAAAGAAAUGAUAUAGAAAUAGAUUAACAUUCUACUUGAGAUGUAUCUUUUUUAUCGGAAGAUAAUUGAAUCUGCGAUAAUUGAAUAAUAUAGAAAGAUUAAGUCAUUACAUCUCAUUACCUGACAAUGUACUUAGUCAUGUAAAGCGACUGAACAUGCGCUUGUUUUCAAGUUUUAAUAAAAAUGUUAUAUUGAAAAAA
Molecule: messenger RNA, 1570 nt
Organism: Acromyrmex echinatior (Panamanian leafcutter ant)
Lineage: Eukaryota; Metazoa; Arthropoda; Insecta; Hymenoptera; Formicidae
Product: longitudinals lacking protein, isoforms A/B/D/L-like
Source: RefSeq, a predicted model, not a curated record